CACGCCUAUAUAAAUAGAGAAGGCUCCAAUCUCAACACCCGCUCUCAAACACUCCCCCUGAAAAGAAUACUACGAAAUCCAUAGUUCAAUGGCAAAAAGAUCACUCGCUAUGUUUGAAUGCCAAUCACUCGUGGAGAAUUUAUCGCCUUUCGUAGAUACCAAACGCCAAAAACGCUCUUCCGACAUAGCUGUAGCGACCGAGAGUACAACAACAACAACAACAACAUGUUUGUUCCCAAAAGCGGAUAUUGGAUACCCUGAAUUGUCCGAAGAACCAAAUAGCGAUUGGGAUAGAAGCGUUUUGUGUAGGAUCUGCGUUCGAUUACCCGACGGGAGAAGAGUGCAGAGAAAUUUCCUCAAUUCAGAAUCUGUUCAGCUUCUCUGGUCGUUUUGCUAUUCUCAGAUUGACCAAUCGGAGAGGAACAUGCCUUUCAAGCUGUUUCAAGCGGUUCCCGGUUAUUACAAGACUCUUUAUUACGGAUCUUACACGAGUUUCGAACAGUCUGGACUAGCCAACUCUUUGAUCUCUGUGACUUGGAUGUGAAGAAAAAGGUCUUUUUUCUUGCUUCUGUUACUCAGUUUGUAUUUUGUAAUCUCAAAUUCAACAUUAUUCUCGUAA
Raphanus sativus (radish) is the source of this 619-nucleotide messenger RNA. Its product is annotated as plant UBX domain-containing protein 12-like. Gene Ontology annotation, biological process: proteasome-mediated ubiquitin-dependent protein catabolic process. The transcript has a single exon. Bases 89 to 544 code for a protein of 151 amino acids. The record is from RefSeq and is a predicted model, not a curated record. NCBI's taxonomy places the organism in Eukaryota, Viridiplantae, Streptophyta, Magnoliopsida, Brassicales, Brassicaceae. Gene Ontology annotation, cellular component: nucleus. Gene Ontology annotation, molecular function: ubiquitin binding.